GUUGCCAUCCCCCUAAAAUAUAUUUGAAGCUUUGCUUCCAGACUCCCAUUAACACAAUUGGUAGGCAAAUGGGUUCGGAAGCAAGCUCAGUAUGCUUGCAUGUCCUGCUUCUACUGCUACUAUCCAGCUUUGCACUCUCUGUUCAUUGGCCUGUAAAAUCUCUGCCUGGCUACUCCGGUGAUUUGCCCUUCAACUUUGAAACCGGGUACAUUAGUGUGGAUGAUAUCGAGUUCUUCUACUACUUUGUCGAGUCAGAAGGGAACCCUGCAGCUGACCCUGUUUUGCUUUACCUCAAUGGAGGUCCUGGUUGUUCAGGUUUAAAUGGAUUCUUCUACCAAAUAGGCCCGUUGAAGUUCAACAUUUCAGAUUACACCGGGGGCUUACCGACAUUGAUGUACGAACCAGAAACAUGGACAAAGACGGCUAGUAUAAUAUUUUUGGAUGCACCUGUUGGUGCUGGUUUCUCGUACGCCAACACUACUGCGGCUUGGACCACAACAGAUACAGGAGCAGCAAGCCAGUACAAUGACUUUUUGAGAAGUUGGAUAGAUGAACACCCGAAUUUCAGUACAAAUCCGGUCUACAUUGGUAGUGAUUCAUAUGCUGGAAUGAAUCUUCCCAUCCUUGCUCAAGAUAUAAUCAACAGCAAUGAAGCUGGAGUCGAGCCAAUUAUAUACCUCAAAGGAAUGGUACUUAGCUGCCCGCAUACGAACACUGAUAUUGAAACAAAUUCCAAAGUAGUUUUCGCCCAUAGGAUGGCUCUAAUAUCAGAUGCAAUGUACUUGUCAGCCAAAACCAGUUGCAAUGGGGAUUAUGUGGAUACAACCACUGCAGCAUGCACAGAAAGUCUGAGUGCUAUAACCCAGUGCAUUGCUGAAAUAAGUGUAACCAGUACUUUAGAUCCUGAUUGCACUUUCUUGUCCCCGAAAGAAGAUGAAGAAAAAGCCUCCAGAAGAUCUCUCAGGGAAAGCCCUAUCAAGAGUCCACUAAGCCUACCAUCAUCAAUUACAAAGAAACAAGAUUUUUAUUGCCAUAAUUUCCCUUAUUUGCUUUCUGAUGUAUGGGGAAAUUAUGAAGGCGUCCAAGAGGCUCUUCAUGUUCGACCGGGAACUGUUAAAAUGUUUUUUAGGUGCAACGUUAGUCUCUCGUACACUGUAGACACCGAUGAUGCCGUCACUUAUCACAAGAAUCUGACCGACACAGGCCUACAAUUACUGGUUUUCAGUGGUGACCAUGACAUGGUUAUUCCACAUAAUAGUAUUGAGUACUGGAUAACCACACUAGACCUCACACUCGACACCGAUUGGCGUCCUUGGUUCGUUGAUGGUCAAGUCGCAGGGUACACAAGGAGGUAUACAAACGAUGGAUAUCGGUUGACAUAUGCAACUAUUAAGGGAGCUGGUCACUCACCCCACGAGUACAAACGAAAGGAAGUUUUUGACAUGUUCCAUAGGUGGAUCCAUUAUUAUCCUCUCUAAAUUUUUCGUCAGGUCUAUUUGUAGAUUCAAAUAAUAGUUUCAUAUGCAAUUUUGAUAAAAAUAUGCAAACUUCAAGUGCUCCGGCCAUUCUUUAGAUCUUGUAGUGUUGUACUAUAAGGCAUUGUACGA
This is a messenger RNA of Fragaria vesca subsp. vesca, 1607 nucleotides long. RefSeq names its product serine carboxypeptidase-like 18-like. Gene Ontology annotation, biological process: secondary metabolic process; proteolysis. The record is from RefSeq and is a predicted model, not a curated record. Gene Ontology annotation, molecular function: acyltransferase activity, transferring groups other than amino-acyl groups; serine-type carboxypeptidase activity. The transcript has 14 exons. NCBI's taxonomy places the organism in Eukaryota, Viridiplantae, Streptophyta, Magnoliopsida, Rosales, Rosaceae. The coding region runs from base 69 to 1478 and encodes 469 amino acids.